AUGCCAGUGGGCCCUGGACCCACUUCUUCUGAAUUGGACCCUGAAUGUAUUCCUCAGCAUCACCGCAGGGAAGUGACUGUGGAUGGGCAUGAUGUGAUAGCCUGGCGAGACACUGGUUCCCUUUUGACUUCUGUACAUCGUUCUCUUGUGGAUCCAAAGUAUUUCCUCCCAGGUGAAGGAAGGAUGGUGCUGCGCAUCAAUGAAGCAGAAGGAGUUACUCUUCCAGUGGCCAGGAUACCCAUCCAGUAUGAGGGUUGGACUGGAACAUGGAAGGUCGCUGUGUAUGAAAGCAUGCCUGUGUCUAUGUUUACAGGAGAGGAUUUGGCAGAACAUGUACUUAGAAGGCAGAUGAAAGCAACUGAAUCCGAACACUCUCUCAAAGUGGACUGGGAAGAGGAGAGAAAAGCUGCAGAUUGCAAAUAUCUACAGAGACAGGGUUUUAAGAAACCAGAACAGAUGAGAAAACUGUUUGUAGCUGGCCUGAGCUUUCAGACUACUGAUGACAGUUUGAGGGAGCACUUUGAAACCUGGGGCAUACUCACUGACUUUGUAGUAGUGAGAGAUCCACAGACAAAACGUUCCUAUGCGUUUGUGACCAAUUCUUGCCAGGAAGAGGCAAAUGCUGCACUGGCAGCUGCACCACAUAAGGUGGAUGGUUGGGUGGUGGGACUACAGAGAGCAGCUCCUAGGGAAGGUUUUGUGAAUGGUGCCUACUUAAGUGGAAAGAAAAUAUUUGUAGGGGUAACUGGAGACCUGGAAGAAUGUAAAUUAAGGAACUAUUCUGAAAAAUAUGGUCUGAUCAAAAGCAUACAAGUAAUAGAAGAUAGGCAAAGUGGGAAGAAAAGAGGGUUUGCUUUUGUGACAGUUGAUGAUUGUGAGAUGUUUAACACAAUUGUUUUGCAGAGGUACCACACCAUAAAUGGACAUCACUGUGAAGUGAAACCACUUUCCAAGCAAGGAAUGCAAGCCGCUACUGGAAGCCAGAAGGGCUUGGGAGGGGAC
Heteronotia binoei (common prickly gecko) is the source of this 1002-nucleotide messenger RNA. Its product is annotated as heterogeneous nuclear ribonucleoprotein A3-like. The record is from RefSeq and is a predicted model, not a curated record. Lineage: Eukaryota; Metazoa; Chordata; Lepidosauria; Squamata; Gekkonidae. Gene Ontology annotation, molecular function: RNA binding.